This is a messenger RNA of Zophobas morio, 4763 nucleotides long. It is a transcript of the gene babo, whose product is annotated as TGF-beta receptor type-1. The record is from RefSeq and is a predicted model, not a curated record. Gene Ontology annotation, molecular function: metal ion binding; activin binding; activin receptor activity, type I. Gene Ontology annotation, cellular component: activin receptor complex; plasma membrane. NCBI's taxonomy places the organism in Eukaryota, Metazoa, Arthropoda, Insecta, Coleoptera, Tenebrionidae. Bases 323 to 1945 code for a protein of 540 amino acids. The transcript is spliced from 9 exons. Gene Ontology annotation, biological process: nervous system development; activin receptor signaling pathway; cellular response to growth factor stimulus.
AGCAAGUGAGCAAGACUGAUCACUGACAUGGCUGAUAUUUUUGAUUCGGUCAUUCUAGUUUUUAAAUGAUUUUAAUUUUAUUUUAAAAAAGUGGUGUUUUGUUGUUGUCAUGGUUUUAUAUCCACAUAGUGACACUGUGUAAAAUACAUUCAUAAUGUCAACGUCAAGUACAAAGUGGAAGUGUAAACAAUUAUCAAAUAAUUGAAGUGUCCUCCUAAUGGCAGACAACUAUGGUUUUUCGCCGAAAUUUUUUCUGCGAACAUGUAAAUAAUUAUGAUAAUCCACGUGAAUUCUCGUUGGAAUAGACUUUUUGUUGUUUACAAUGCGUUCUAGAAUACACCAUAACAUGUACAGGAGUUGCUUGUUAGCGUUUUGUUGCAUAUUUUGGCUGGGCCAAUUCAAUAAUGGGGUUCAAUCACUCAAAUGUAAAUGUGAGGUGUGUAAGGAAACGAACUUUACCUGUGAUACAGAUGGGUACUGUUUUACGACAACCUACUUGACGACCAAGGGAGGCAUCGAGCAUAAUUAUCGAUGUAUUCCCAAAAAAAGUAUACCAGAAUUGGUAAAUUUGGUCGACAUGUCACUCGGCUAUUGUUACGAAUUUGCCAUAGUUACCAAUCAUCCGCAAUAUACCAAAAUGGCAUCAUCGUGUUGUAACGAUACAGAUUUUUGUAACGCUAAUAUAACUUUGUCGUUGCCAGACGAUAUUAGGCCACCAGUCCCGAAGAGCCCCUUUUCCACAUCGGAAAUAACGUUAAUAAUCGUCAUUUCUUCGAUACUGCUUCUCUUGGCGAUUUUGGGCGCUUUUUACUUGUACAAAACCAAACGUAAAAGAAGUGGUAUGCAUCAUCAUCUUCGACAUGGUGAAGAUAGUAUUGAAGCUCCAGAUCACCCCAUUUUGAAGGGUGUAAGUCUGCAGCAUAUGAUAGAAAUGACCACAAGUGGUAGUGGUUCAGGCCUACCGUUGUUAGUCCAACGCAGCAUAGCCCGACAAAUACAACUUGUUGAAAUAAUUGGGCAAGGGCGCUUUGGUGAAGUGUGGAGGGGUCGGUGGAGGGGCGAAAACGUUGCUGUUAAAAUAUUCAGCUCAAGGGAGGAGAGGUCGUGGUUUAGAGAAGCUGAAAUAUAUCAGACUGUUAUGCUUAGGCAUGACAAUAUUCUGGGAUUCAUCGCAGCUGAUAAUAAAGAUAAUGGAACGUGGACUCAGCUGUGGCUCAUCACCGACUACCACGAAUAUGGAUCCCUUUUCGACUUCCUGGGUAGAAAUACCAUGGACACCAACGGUAUGAUCCGAAUGGCCUUGUCCAUUGCCACUGGUUUGGCGCAUUUGCACAUGGACAUUAUGGGAACUCAAGGUUUUUUCUUUCUUUAUGUUCUAAAAACAUCUAAUGAGAAAAUAUCUACAGGUAAACCAGCCAUAGCUCACCGUGAUUUGAAGUCGAAGAAUAUUUUAGUCAAAUCAAAUUUCACUUGUGCGAUCGGUGACCUAGGUUUAGCAGUACGUCAUGACUCCACCACCGACACAGUCGAUAUUCCACUAAAUAACAGGGUGGGAACUAAACGUUACAUGGCCCCAGAGGUCCUCGACGAAACCAUGAAUGUGAAUCAUUUCGAUUCAUUCAAGCGGGCCGAUGUUUAUGCUUUGGGCCUAAUAUUUUGGGAAAUUGCACGGAGGGGCAAUGUGGGCGGUAUUUAUGAUGAGUACCAAUUACCAUUUUAUGAUGCUGUGCCAUCUGAUCCCACAAUAGAAGAAAUGAGACGGGUUGUUUGUGUAGAGAAACAAAGACCUAACAUACCAAAUCGUUGGCAGAGUUGUGAAGCUCUGCGCAUUAUGUUAAAAUUGAUGAAAGAGUGUUGGUAUCACAACGCCACGGCUAGGUUGACAGCUUUAAGGAUUAAAAAGACACUCUCUAACUUCAGGACAUCUGAAGAGCUUAAAAUGUGAAUUGUUGAAUGUUUGUGAAAGGUAUGCAAAACUGAAUAUGAAGUGAGUAGAAGAACGAUAACGUGCAUAAUUUUUAUUAGUUAAGUCGUUUUAAUAUAACGGUGAUUUUUUUCGGGUAUUAACAUGGAUACGUGAGUCCUAUGUGAUAAUGUCGAUUUGUUGGAAACGUGAAUGUCUCAUAGGACAUAUGAAAGGGAUGCGUGAAAGUGUGAAGAUUCAGCCCACUGCCUAGUUCAGUUCAUAUCCACAAUACCGUACUGCCUACCCACCCAUUCCAUAGUUUAUAACAGUCGACAGCUUCUUCCUGUUCCAGUUUAUUUUCCGUGUACAGUUGACCGUAUUGUGAUCUUUUCUAGGUCUCUGCUUAUCGCAUUCGAUUGUUCGUCGAGUUGCGUUUGUUCAGCACUUUACUAAAAUGUUAACUGCCGAUAUGCCAAAGCCAUAAUAAUGUCAAUUAUUUUCUACAUAAACAGAAUAAUAGUGUUAAAAAGACAAUAUUUUUUAUUCAAUUGUUACUCUGUGCAACCGCGGAACAACGAAGUAGGUAAGCAGAGAUCAUUCAUCAGUGUUGUAGAUAUAGUAGUAAAUAUUGUACAUCUUUUGUUUUUUUUUUUUAAUUUUUUUGUUAAGUCUGCCAAUAUUCUGUAUCCAGUUCAAUUCAAGCAAACUCCUAACUAGUCAACAAUAGUGCAGAAGGAAACAAAUUUAAUAGACGAAAUAAAAUAGGUUUUUUGCAAGGUGUUCAUUUAUUUAAAAGAAAAUCUCUUUUAUAUAUUUUUUUGAUCGUUUGUACACAAAGUAUAUGACGGUGUACUUAUAUGGUGACGUGCACGUGAAUUAUUUAGGUUUUUAAUAAAACCUACUACCUCUAAUAAAAAAUAAUCUGUUUAAAUAUAGUUUAAAUAAUUAUAUUUCCUGUUUUUGUUUGUUUGUUUUAUUAUUGAAGAGAGAAAGAUGCAUGUAGAUUGUAGUUUCUAAAUAUCAAUCUUCAUCUUUUUUGUGUAUGGGUAAAAGUGAAUGGACGGUACAAACGACGUUUCGUAACAAUUCGAUUUUGUUUUAAUUAUAGUGAACGCCUUGUUUUGGUCGAUCUUUGCGGCUUGUGUGAGUGAAGAAAGGGGUGAAAAAAUUUCGUAGUUCCUACAGUUUGACACUGACUUAUUUACUGAGUAUGCGUCUGUAAGUUGGUGUCAACUUUUAAGUUAUAUAUUUUUUGGUCAUCUUCUGUUAUUAGUUAUGAAGCAAGCGUGUAGACCUAAAAAGUUUUAUGAUAGUUGUUGCAUAUUUUUGAUUUGUAAAUACAGUUUUAGUUAUCUGAGGAGAAGAACGUAAUUUUAACGUGUAUAAGAAUUUAAUUGUGCUAACUAUAUUUUUAAGGAUAUUUAUAAAAAUUUAAUAUGUAAUUGUUGUGAGCCUAACAUAUUUAGUUUUGCGAAAAAAAUAAAUAAUAAAUAAAACAAGAGUGUCUCUACAUUAAGGUGCACCUCAAAAAAAGAUUGACAAAAUAUAGUUUGCAUAAGGAUAUUUUUAAGUGGUUAAAGUUGUAUACUCUAAUAAUAUAUAGUUAUUCUAAUCAUGUAAUAUGAUAAUUUUAAGUUGUACAGUUAUAUAGAUUAACGUUAGUAUGUAAAAACAUGAUUGAUUUCCAUAUACACACAACACUUUUUUCCUCAAUUUAUUUAUUGUCAGGAUAAACUGUCAUACCUCAAUUUCAGAAUGGAACUGUUUAGGGGGACGUAGUUGUUAUUAUUGUUGUGCGCGAGAUUUCGGUAUAUUGCGUGUUGAGGAAAAAAAAAACAAGUAUUGGAAAUAUAAAAUUGGUGCGAAAUUAAGACUGAUUUGAAAUAAUUUCUCUUACAAAAUUAAAAUACUAGUUAGAUUUUUUAUAUUGAUUAGAUUAGUAAUGUGGACCGAUAAUUUGUUACAUUUUUUGCACAAAUUAUUCACUACCUAUACAUACCAAUAUACAGUAAUAAUGAAUGUUAUAUUCAACAAUCUUGUGUAGACGGUUAAACCGAAAUGGUUCUUGUCUUUUGUCAAUAUGUAAAUACAGAUGUAGCUAUCCUCAUUAUGAAGAAGUGGUUAACCAUUAAAUGGUAAAAUAUUUUUUAAAUAACAAUAGUGCUGUUUGCAAGGUACAAAUUCAUGUCAGAGUUUUAUACAAGAGUAAAUUUGUUGUCAAGUUUUUGCCAAAUGUGUGCGUGGCCAUAUUUAUCGUGUCGACAUUAACUGUGAUUCAUUGCUACCCAAACUGCUCAUCUGCACCGUUCUACGAAGAUAAAGCUCAGCCUCAUUUUACAGGAACAUCUUUCUUAUUUGCAGACGUUUAUAGUUGGGUAAAUAGGGCCGCGUGCAAAAGUUGUAGAGAACAUAGAGAUUAAGGUAUUACACGAAAGACAAAGAAAAACUAAAUUACAAAAAUUUUACACGUUUACACAUUUGGGCUAUAUUUUGGGAACGCAACAGUAUACAUUUUUGGAAUAAAUGAUGGAAGUACUGUAAUCUCUAUAAGUAGAUUAAAAAUUUCCUCAGGAUAAAUGUACACACAAAUGCAAUAGUUAACCUUACUCAAUACUUCAUAGAUAUAGAUUUUUUUGUUAAAGCAAAUGCAUUAUAUAAUUAUAUUCUAAAUUUUUCAUGUUUUGGAUGUUCUGUUACAUAUUGUGAAUCUUCAAAUUUAUUUGUAUUUAAGGCAUUUAACCUAAGUAUGAUUUGCAUUUUGUUUUCUUUUUUAAGUUUAUGUACAGAGAUGUUUUGUGCUUAGAUGCGACUAUAUACCAUUUGUAAACGUAUUUGAAAAUAUAUUACUACUCCUAAA